Molecule: messenger RNA, 1596 nt
Organism: Owenia fusiformis
Lineage: Eukaryota; Metazoa; Annelida; Polychaeta; Sabellida; Oweniidae
Source: the annotation of a GenBank genome assembly
GUUAGAAAAUACAUGAAUUGGAGCCUUGGCCUUUGUUAGGCCUAAAGGAGGAAACAUACAACCGUGUAUCUGAUAUCUGGAAGAGUCGAUGUAGUUGGGCUGCAAAACAAUUGAUUAUACAAUAGACAGGGAAAGUCAAAAUGGACACUCUACUUCUUUUGCUUGUUGGAUUAUUCGCGACUUGUUGCUCCGCUGGAAAUCCAAAGUUGCUGGAAAAAAUGUUCAUCGCAUGUGGCGGCCCAAGUUACCUAUAUGUUCAAGAAGACCCAGUUGUACUAAAGGCGUGUAAAGGUGCAAGGGAAGGAUAUGAAGCUGAAUUUGGCAAACAGUUAAAAUGGGAUGCAAAUACAUAUAUAAAAAGUGGCCUUGAUUACGCAAUGAAGAUACGAGUGAAGACAAUGGCCAGUGGUAAGGAGGCAUUCAUCCACAUACUGGUUAGUGCGGAUGGCGAGUAUAUACGAAGCCAAGAGGGCUUCUUCAAGAAAAAGGACUGCAUCGAAAUACCAAUGGCGGAUGAUCCACUCGGUCUAAUCUUCUUGGAUAAGAUGAACAGAGACUGUAGUCGCCUGACACCUCCUAGAGAUUAUUCUUACGUCAAGGAUUAUCCCGAUGUUUUACAACUUGCGAAAUCGGCCCGUGCACAAUAUGAGGCCCUGGGAUACGGCGAUACGUUAAAAUGGGAUUCUAACACGUUUGUUAACAUUGGGUCAGAUUACUAUGGAGUAAAGAUACGGGUUAAACGAAUGAAUGAUUCAAAAAUAGCGUUUGUUCAUGUCUUGGUGAACGCCAGUGGAUUCGUUGAUGUUCAGCCAGGCGAAUUUACAAAACGAGAUUGCAUUGAUAUUCCGGAACCAACAUCUGUUGAACGUCCAGUCGGUGGUGAGGAACAACAGACUACCGAAGGCACUCCUCCAAUCACUGAAACCACCGAAGGCACUCCUCCAAUCACUGAAACCACCGAAGGCACUCCUCCAAUCACUGAAACCACCGAAGGCACUCCUCCAAUCACUGAAACCACCGAAGCAAUUACACCAGGCUCCCAAAUCACCCUUCCCACGAGUGACUUCAGUCGUGAAUUGACUGAGAGAUGUGACCGAGACUAUUACAAAGUAGCUGGUGACCUGUGGGACACUAUUAAGGGGCUAAAGACGGAGAUUGGAGCGAUCCUGGGUAUAGACACGGACUUGUUUCAGCCUCGCAUUUACAUACAAGAGGGUGAUGACAAAUAUGUAAAGAUACGGGUACGAGACUUCGAAAAUGAUGCGGGUCAGCGAUACAUCCACGUGCACGUUGACGCUGAUGGGAAUUAUGUUGGCCUAUUGGACAACAAGAAGAGAAAGUCAUGCAUCGAAGUAGUUUAAACGAAUGAUGAGAGAUACGAAAUUCUAGUGAUUCAUUAUUACAUUAUGAGCUUUUAUAAAUAUUCAGACUCUAAGGGACCCAAACAAAAUAUCAAUGUUUUUCGUGAUUGAACUCAUUUAUCGACAUACACCCCAGAGUCCCUCCUGUCGUAAAACCACAUUAAACAUCGAACAGUGAUGCUACAUUCUCACCCCAUCCAUGCUUUUCUAUAAAGAAUAAGUUGUGUUUCCCCCU